Molecule: messenger RNA, 2878 nt
Organism: Orbicella faveolata
Lineage: Eukaryota; Metazoa; Cnidaria; Anthozoa; Scleractinia; Merulinidae
Cellular component (GO): cytoplasm
Source: RefSeq, a predicted model, not a curated record
UUUCCAAAAGCAAAGGAACUUAUUCAACGUGCCUUGCAAGUUCAUGGAUCUUCGCCUUCAAAAGGUGGAUACAAAAAUUUGUGUCACACUAAAGGUGUCGUCCUCUACUUUGAACUGAAGGACAUGAUCCAUAGAGGGGAAGUUGAGGAUCUGACCAGACUGGAAGCAAUGGCCUGUAAAGUUCUUCAGGCACAUCGUGAAGCACGAACCUUCCCUCCAACCUACCCGCAUCCUUUAAUUGGCGAAGUUGACGUUUGGUUGCUGUGCAUUAAAUGGAUCAUGAACAACCUUUGCAAUCACGAUGCAGAAGAGACUUUGACUUUUGUGACUAAUCGGUCUCCUCCCUUCUUUCGGACUUGCAUAAGUGAUUCUUUUCAUCUCUUGGAUGUUGUUGAUAACAUGGUCCAAAGUGUGUCUUAUCUGGCAGAUCCCGCGGAAACGAAACGGCUGUCUAACAAGUUGAGGUUGUCUUUGAUGAAGACGUUUCGCAGACGAUAUGUGCCUUUAGGCAGGCUUAAAGCUGACGAAGACAUUGUCCAGGCCUGCAGAGCAAUUUGUACAACUAAGCAUUUCCGAGAGUCAUCGCAGUUGGAGCUUAAACGACUUCAAGCCCACUUCAUGUUGACGAACAGCGAGCAGCCAAUCGAUAGUUUGAAGAAAGGAGAUCUUGAGUUCCUGCUCAAACUUCUGGAAGAUCUUGUUCUGAAAGAGGACGAGUAUCGCUUGGCUCAUCACUUGAUGAAAGUCUGCAUGCUGGUGACCGGAGCAAGAUCUUACAGCCUUGACCAAGGUCUUCACGUCUGCGAGAAAUGGUCAGUGGUCUCAACUCAUGAUUGCCUUCCAGAUUUUUACCAGAUGGUUAUCUGUUUCCUACAGAUUCUUGAUGGCAACACACUGGAGUUUAUGCCGAUGUACAUCAAAGCCUUGGAAAAGUGCAAAGAAAAAUCUCAGAAUCAUUUGCGAAGAUUUUAUGCCACAAUCUAUGUAGGCAAGGAAGGAAAAGGUAUGUCUCGCCUCAUUAGUCGCAACAAGUUACUUGGGCAAACUGACUACUCUCCCGAUAAAUUUUGGCAAGUUGAUAGCAGACGGAAAUUGCUAGAGUGCAAAGGAAGAAUUCGAGUGAAGCAAUCAAGUAACCUAGGAAAGUCAACACUCUACAUUGAGCUGGUGCAGGGAAAUCUUGAGCUUUAUGUUGGCAAGAACGCAGACAUUGGCAAAGUGGAGAGGGACUUUACACCAGGGGCAUUGGUGUAUUUUGUUGUAAGUUUCAAUCUUCAGGGGCCUGUCGCGAAUGGCAUAACGUUUUCGCCGCAGAAUCCAUCAAAUGAGUAAAAGAGGUACUCCUGAUCACUUCAGUGCAGUUCAAGCAAGAGAAAAGCAGACUUAUUCAAGUCAAAGCAUUGUUUAAAAUUGGCUGACCCCACUGCGUCACAAGUCUUAGUCAGUGAAUACUAAACUGUACGCUUUGAUGAUGUCCGCCAGAACAAUGCCAGCAGCACACAUGUGUAAGAAUGGAUUUUGACAUGACUGUGAUGUGGACGAACAUUUGUCAUCACUUUCGAUGUGCCCAGUGACGUUUCAACUCGUUAUUAACAUGAAUGUAAUGUAUAUAUCUGACCAUAUUUCGCAUAUUUCCUGCUUUUUAUUAGGAAGAUCGUUAGAUAAAGUUGUGACAGAAUUUUUCAUAGUAUAUCACCGCCAGAUUGUUUUGACAUAGCUUUAGCUACAGAGGUGAUACUUUAAUCGCCUCAUUUAUUUCUUUUUAUUUGUAUUAGAGAAAAUUGGAUUUAUUCAAGUCAAAGCAUUGUUUCAAAUUGGCUAAAUAAUGGCCCCACUGCGUCACAAGUCUUAGUCAGUGAAUACUAAACUGUACGUGGCAGGAUGGAUUUUGACAACUGUCAAUUGAUGAACGUGUUUUAUCACUUUAAUAUGUCCAGAGACAUUUUCAACUUAUUAAUUAAUGUAUAUAUUUUAUCAUAUUUGGUAUAUUUCCUGUUGUCAUAUACGAAGAUCGUUAGACAAAGUUGUUACAGAGAAUAUAACUACAUUUAAUACUUUCAUCGUCAGAUUGUUUUGCAAUAGUUUUAGUUAUCGAAGUGAUGCUAUAACCGCCACGCUUUUUACAGCAAAGUACAAAGUAAAGUUUACACAAAUUGUAGAGACCAACUAAGGUUAAGAAAGCUACUUUAGAUCUCUUUGAUCUUUUUUCACUUGUAUUAGAGAAAAGCAGACUUGUUCAAGUCAAAACAUUGUUUCAAAUUGGCUGAAUAAUGGCCCCACCGCGUCACAAGUCUUAGUCAGUGUAUAUUAAACUGUACGUGGCAGGAUGGACAACUGUCAAUUGACGAACAUAUUUUAUCAUUUUGAUAUGUCUAGAGACAUUUUCAGCUCAUUAAAUAUAAUGUAUAAUUUUAUUACAUUUCGCAUAUUUCUUGUCAAAUACGAAGAUCGUUAGACAAAGUUGUGACAGAGAAUCUACAUUGCUUUCAUCGUGUAAUUGUUUGCAAAGACUGCAUUAAGUUGACUAAGCUAGUUUGGACCAUUUCGGUCUUUUCUUUUUACGUGUAUGCAAAAUGAAUAUAGUAGGAAUUGGUAACAAUAUCGACGAACUCUCGCAGCGUUUGAUUUAGAGAGGAUCAGUUUAUUGGAUCAUUUUUACUGUUUUUAUUACAUUUCAUAGAACUUUUUGCUGUCCAACCCGGGUCUACUCGUCAAUUCGUCAAAGGUAUUCUUCAUAAUUUGGUAACAAAGCUGAAAGCAAACGAGAAAAAAACAGCAACAAACAAACCAGAUGUGAAAGAAAAACAGCGAGUAGAACAAACCUUUUGUAGUUUUUCAGCGAAUAUUUCUAAAUAAAAUGCACUUUUGUUACCACUAA